AUGUCUGCUACCGACUCAAUCGACCACAUCACCACCGAAGCCAAGGGAACCUCAUCGGCAGUGGACAUAGAGCAACAAGGCUCCCACCAUCUGGACGAGUCCAAGCCAGCGAAGUCUCUAGGCGCCGGAUCGGCUCUCGCCUUGGGCGCAUUCGGCACGACAUUGACGACGCUGUCGUUGAGCCUGAUGGAAUGGCGUGGAGUGACCACGACCAACGUCUUUGUUGCCAACUUCUUCUUUAUUGCGGCCUUUGGCCUGGUGGUAACGGCCCAGUGGGAACUCUCCAUCGGGAAUGGAUUUGCCUACACUGUGUUUAGUGCAUUUGGACUCUUCUAUGCAGGGUAUGGAGCCAUUCUGACUCCGGCUUUCGGAAUUGAGCAAGCAUAUGGCGGCGAUACUGUGCAGUACAACAAUGCGCUAGGGUUCUUCAUGAUUCUUUGGACGGUCUUCGUGUUUACCUUCCUCAUUGCUUCCCUACCCAGCAAUCUCGCCUAUAUUGUCGUGUUCUUCCUGGUGGACCUGGGGUUCUUGACCGUGGCUGCCAGCUACUUUGCCGAGGCGGACGGACACCAUGCGGCCUCAAUUGCGCUGAAGAAGACCGGAGGAGCGUCGUGCUUUGUGGCCGGGUUAGCCGGGUGGUAUAUUGUGUGUCAUUUACUGUUGCAAGACUCGAUUGUGGACUUGCCUUUGGGAGAUACGUCACGCUACUUUGACUGUCGCCUUUGCACCAAGCGGCGCAUCCGAUGCGACCGCACUCUCCCUCACUGUCACAAAUGCACCUCCCGCAAUCUCUCCUGUCCCGGCUUCGACGCCUUUCAGCUGAAAUGGACCCAGGCGAUUACCCAUAAGCCUAGUUCUUCCAUCAAAGACACCAGCACAACAGCGGAAAGGUUAUCAGAUGAGCUGGCGGUCGCAAUCCGCCCCGAGGCCGAUGCGAAGUCAUCGCAAGAUGCUCUCUGGCGCGCUCCGUCCCCAACCGGUGAUCAUAUUCUCGUACAACACCACUCGUCGACGGCCUUCUGCGACAAAAUGCUCCACUACUUUCACGUUAUCGUGGUUCCUCGUUUGACUUGGCUGGAUAGUGUGGAUAACCCGUGGAGGAAGGCCAUUCUUCCACUUACCUGUCGCUCCGCCUCUCUCCGACUGUCGCUCCUUAGCCUUGCAGCCGCUCACCUGUCAGUUACAUCCGCCCCUGGCAGCGUACAGGCACUUGUGGCACAGAGAGCCUACCCUGUUCUAAGAAACCGCACUCUCCAGGCUCUGAAUCAAGCCAUCACCCGCGAAGUCAGUCACCAUCCUCGGAAGGAUACCGUGGCCGGAGGCGGCGGGUGUUCCGCCCUCACAAUCAUCCUUGCCACGGCAGUCGCCCUCUGCUACGAAGAGAUGUUAAUCCCAGAGUCCACAAAUUGGAAUGUGCACCUGCAAGCGUGCCGUGCGAUGAUAGAAUGGAACCAGUUGCGAAACAGUGGCCGGCAGUCCAACGAUGCUUUGUCGAGAUUCGUUGUCAAAGAGGUGGAAGAUUUCGAGAUCUUCAAGAAUCUCGUGUCUUUCUCGACGCAGCAACCCAGAACCAAAUGCCCCCUGCAGUCAAGGCCCGAAGACCGUCUCUGGGCCUUUACGAUUCUGAUUAGUGAAAUUACCGCAGUCGAGCGUUCCAACUAUGAGCUCCAUGGCGAGGGGUACGGGCUUGACGAGCACGAGAUGGGCAUGUGGCGAGAAAGAGUGGAACAAGCUUACAGGCAGGUCUGUGUCACUGCGGCUUCUGCUUCGCGGCAUGAUGAGGCCACCCGCAUCCACUUCAAUGCUAUGGUGAAAGCUCAUUACUAUGCUAUUCUAAUUUAUGUUGAACAAGCCCUGGCGCCUCGCGGACAUGCAGAGUGGGCCAUCACUCUCCACCUGUCCAUCCUGUUCCAAGACCUUCAAGGCCUCGUGAAAGACACCUCGCAUGUGUUCUCGCAUGUACUGUUCUUCCCCCUAUUCAUUAUGGGUACCGAAUGUUGGGGCGAUGAGCACAGACAAAGCACAAUCCAGAGAGCCUUCGUGGAACUAAUCGCCGCGACGGGCGCAUGGUGUAACCACACUGUACUGCAGUUCUUACGGGCCCUCUGGGCUCGACCGGACUACUGGGGUAUGGGGCAAUGGAUCAGGUAUGCUCGGGAGAAUGAGAGCGAGAUCGGCCCGUUCAUGCUUUUCUGA
This is a messenger RNA of Aspergillus fijiensis CBS 313.89, 2196 nucleotides long. RefSeq lists its product as uncharacterized. Gene Ontology annotation, cellular component: plasma membrane. The record is from RefSeq and is a predicted model, not a curated record. Bases 1 to 2196 code for a protein of 731 amino acids. Gene Ontology annotation, molecular function: DNA-binding transcription factor activity, RNA polymerase II-specific; acetate transmembrane transporter activity; zinc ion binding. NCBI's taxonomy places the organism in Eukaryota, Fungi, Ascomycota, Eurotiomycetes, Eurotiales, Aspergillaceae. Gene Ontology annotation, biological process: regulation of DNA-templated transcription. The transcript is spliced from 4 exons.